UAGAAUAGUAACUUGUACCAUCAUAUCCACUCCAUAUGCGUCCAAUUAGGCCCACAUAUGACAUAUAUUUACCGAAGCCCAAAAGGACCAAACAGGUCAAGCCCAAGAAAGAAUCAUUUCCCGCCAUUUUCGUACCACAGAAUUCAGAUCUGAGUAAGAAGAUAGCUCGUUGCCGCCAAAGCCUACAUCUUCACACACUACACACACUCACACUCUCUUCUCCAAAUUGUCAGAUUCAGAUCAGGGAGGUAACUACAGUGGAAAAGAUGAGCAGUGCAAUGAGAAAUAAAGUUCAGAGGAAAUUCAAAAUGAGGGGUUAUACGCUCAAAAUCGAAGCCCUAUCCGAAAUCCUCGGUUUUCUAAGCCGCUUCCCUGAAGCAGAAGAUGAAGCAAUUGAACUCCUCCUUGAUGAGCUCCACCACCUUUCACUGAAAUCCUCGAUACUGGAUAAGGAGCCGGUGCACAAAGUGGUCAGUCUUUUGCUGGAAGCUGAGGCUGCAGUUGAGGAGAGUCCAACGAGUAGUGGUUCUGGCUCGUCUGCUUCUGCUUUGAGGAUAAUUGAUGCCUUUGAUUUUCCGAAAUUUAGAUAUGAUCCAAUCAAGAAAUUGUUUCACAAAUACACAGGGAAGCUUCCAAUUCAUGGUGAUGCUUCUGCCAAGGCCACUUUAUACAGGGACAGGUUUCUCAUGUUGUCUCAAAGGCUCUCUCGUGAUCCCCAUUUUUCCAAGCCUGUUUUUGAUAGUGAUAUAUCUGAUUACGGCAGCUGCCAGAUAUCCCCAAUUCAAUCUCUGGUUGGUCAGACAGGAAAGCGGUGGGUGAUGGGUCUUAUAUCUCAGCUGGAGGAUGGUCAUUUCUACUUGGAAGACUUAACUGCAGCUGUCGAAGUUGAUUUAUCUAAUGCAAGAAUAACAACAGGGUUCUUUGCAGAAAAUACAAUAGUCUUAGCAGAAGGCGAGAUGCUCUUGGAUGGUAUCUUUCAGGUGAAAACGUGUGGAUUUCCUCCACUGGAGGACCGAGAAAAGUCUGUCACAAUGUUUGCAGGAAUUGAUUUCUUUGGUGGUGGUUCACUUACAAAAGAAGAGACCAUUAGACUUGCAGAGCUGGAAAGAGGCGCAGUGAAUGACAUGUUUAUUAUACUCUCUGAUGUCUGGUUGGAUGAUGAGGAGACUAUGGAAAAACUUGAGACCAUCCUCAGUGGUUAUGAGAAUGAGAGCGUGGUUCCUUCUCUGUUUGUUUUCAUGGGAAACUUCUGUUCUCAUCCAUGCAACCUUUCUUUUAAUUCUUACUCAACCCUCAGAUUACAGUUUGGGAAGCUAGGAAAAAUGAUUGCAGCUCAUCAACGUCUUAAAGAACAUAGCAGAUUUCUUUUUAUUCCUGGUCCUGAUGAUAUAGGGCCUUCAAAUGUGCUGCCCAGAUGCUCACUGCCAAAAUACAUAACUGAGGAGCUUCAAAGUCACAUCCCAAAUGCAGUGUUCUCAAGUAAUCCUUGCAGGAUCAAAUUUUAUACCCAAGAAAUUGUGUUUUUCCGUGAAGAUAUGCUUUACAGAAUGCGCAGAUCAUGUCUGAUGCCUCCCUCAACUGAAGAAACAAGUGAUCCUUUUGAGCAUCUUGUUGCCACUAUAACACAUCAAAGCCAUCUGUGCCCUUUGCCUUUGAGCGUACAGCCCAUCAUCUGGAACUUUGAUCACUGUCUUCACAUCUAUCCAACUCCACAUACAAUAGUCUUGGGGGAUAGAAGUGAACAAAAGGCAUUCAAGUACACUGGAAUUACAUGCUUUAAUCCUGGUUCCUUCUCAAAUGACUUCACUUUCGUGGCAUAUCGACCUUGCUCUCAGGAGGUUGAACUAUCAGCCGUGUAAGUACACACACCAAAGAUUAAAUACGUUGAUUGGUUUUCUCAAAUGACCAUUCUUACCUAGCUUGGGGAUCUGCCUCUUGGAAAGUCUAACUACCAGCUAUGUAAGCAAUGAUUUUAGUCAUAAUGCUUUGACUAGUGAGAAUUAUGUUGUAUUAUUUUGUCUGAAAAUUUUGUGCAGAUAUACUUUCUAAGUAGUAUCCUAAUUUCUACAUAUUCUCUAUGUAAUAUAAAGAGUGGUUAUGCCUAAUCUAACUUUAUGGAUAUGUUUUGACUCUUGGGAACAGGAGAAUUAGUGCAAAA
Molecule: messenger RNA, 2158 nt
Organism: Sesamum indicum (sesame)
Lineage: Eukaryota; Viridiplantae; Streptophyta; Magnoliopsida; Lamiales; Pedaliaceae
Source: RefSeq, a predicted model, not a curated record